Messenger RNA from Stereum hirsutum FP-91666 SS1, 191 nucleotides. RefSeq lists its product as uncharacterized. Lineage: Eukaryota; Fungi; Basidiomycota; Agaricomycetes; Russulales; Stereaceae. The annotation marks the transcript as partial. The record is from RefSeq and is a predicted model, not a curated record. The transcript has a single exon.
CUCUCCUUGGGGGCUCUGUCGCAACCUCCUACAACCUGAUCACCGCAGGCAUCUAAGUGUCGAGUCUCAUACUCUUGGGAGUGUGAUUUUCUGUGCGGUCUGCUGGACAUCAUACUUGUUUGGUAAUUUCUAUAAUGCAUCUCUGUUUUUCCUGUCCGAUGCUGUUCACAAACGCCGAAGCCUUCUUGUCU